Molecule: messenger RNA, 2465 nt
Organism: Oldenlandia corymbosa var. corymbosa
Lineage: Eukaryota; Viridiplantae; Streptophyta; Magnoliopsida; Gentianales; Rubiaceae
Source: the annotation of a GenBank genome assembly
AAAAAACAAAUAAAACCCCGCCAUUUUAUCUUCUCCAAGUGAACACAUUCUCUAAGAACACAUUUUGAUUCCUUUGAAUACUGCAUUUGAACCUCGCCAACUGCAAUUUGCGCACCCGUUUCCAAAAUCCAUAGUCAUAUUACGGCAAAAAACCUUGAAUCGUGUAGAAAUGGUUUCUUCAGUAUCACCUUCAUGGGUGAUGUAUCAAGAUAGAGGAAUAUCAAGAACUAUAGUUGCUGUUGAUGGGUCAGUUGCUGCUAAGAAUUUACGUACACAAGAUGCCACGAUAUCUUUUUCAGGAUCAUUCAUUGCUUCAAUCAGACAGUUGAAAGCAGGAUCUAUUAGACCUCUUAGGAAAACGCCUCUCCUUCCUUGUAUAAAAUGUGAGAACUCAAAGAAAGAAGAGAGUUCAUAUGAGCAAGUAUCUGUUGAGCCGCCUCCUUAUCACGUUUACUUUGACUCCACGUCUGGUCAGCUUGAGCCAACUUCCGGAGAUCGUGCAAGUAUUCCAGGACAAGAGUAUUGGCCAGAGGGAACUGCUAGUCGAGUGAGAGCUGCUAGGGCACCUGAGCCAACUGGUGUCUCCACUGGUAGUCCUUCUUAUGGACAAAAGCCUGGAAGUAGGAGGAAGAAGUACAAGGCAUCAGUUUCUGCUUCUGAGGUGCAAGAAACCAGUUCAGCUACGAGUGAACUUGUGGAGGAUGAGACUACCCAUGAUGUACAUGAAGAACCCAAAGAACUUUCCUCAGAUUUUGUUGUUUAUCAGACCGAACCGGAGGAAGAAAACCUAAGUGAAUAUGAGUUGGACAAGAAAAUUGGACGCCCUCAUCCCUUUAUUGAUCCAAAAGCAAAAAAGCCCAUAGAAGAGCCACUAUCAAGUGAAGAACUAUGGUGGAACUGGAGAAAACCAGAAAAGGAGCAAUGGUCUAGGUGGCAAAGAAGACGUCCUGAUGUCGAAACGGUGUUUCUUAAAGCUAUGGCAGAGACAGGGCAAGUAAAGCUUUAUGGUGAUCAUCCUACAUUAACGGAGACUUCACUUUACAGGGCAAGGCGACAUAUAUACAAAGAGGAGAGGCUGAAGGCUGAACAAGAUAGGCUGGAAGAGGUUGGUCCAUUAGCGUAUUACUCAGAAUGGGUCAAAGAUUGGAAGAAAGAUACCUCCAAGGAAGCUGUCCAGAAACAUUUUGAAGAGACUGGUGAAGAUGAAAACACUCAGCUCAUUCAAAUGUUCAUGCAUCAAACUGAUCGGGAGUACCGCAUCAUGAAGGGUACUGAUGUAAGAAUUCGCCGUGAUCCUUUAGCAAUGAGGAUGCGGGAGGACCAAAUAAAACAAAUAUGGGGUGGUGAUCCAGUUUACCCAACUAUUAAUUACAUUCAGGAUCCAAAUGAGGUCAUUGAUUUCAGGGGUCCUGAUUUUCAUGAACCAACGCCAAAUAUGCUGGACUAUCUGAAAGAGCAAGGAAAAGUAAUUUCAAGGGAGGAGUUAGAGAAAGUUCUUGCUGAAGAAAAGCCAGAAGAACUUGAGGCGACAGAUAUGGAUGAAGCCAUGGCACGAGCUGUUGAUAUUGGGGAGAACGAUGACGAGGAGGAGGAAAGUGAGACAGAAGCUGAUGGUGGAGAGGAGGAAAAAAUCUUGCGCAAUUGGAGUGUUCUGAAAAGUAACUCAGGGCUUCAGAAAUCAAAGGGUAAACCAAAAAAGAACAUGUCUUUGGAUGAAGCUAUAGUUGAUUCAGAGAACCUCACAGACUUCCUUAUGGACUUUGAGGAGGAUGAGUAGCCCUGCUGUCGGAGGAAAUAGGAAAUUUGAAGUAUCCACUGCGAUGAACUGAAUGAUGCAUGAGCAUGAAUAUCUCCAUGUGUGCCUCUUCAUUCAAAUUCUUAGCGCAUCUAUAACCUGAUGUUAUCGAUCACCCCCUCGAAGAGUUGCAGACUUGUAGUAGCUAUCACAAUUUCUAAUGGGAAAAAGAACUAACAGACAUUCUUACAACACAUAGUAAAUGAGUGAAUGUAGCUUUCCUGGAACUAUAUUUGAUUCCAAUAUGGGUUGUAGGGGGAUGGCAAGGCCAUGCCGAAGCUCUCCCGUGAUCAUCAUCGAGAAGAAGGGAUAGUAUCAACAUGAUUGAAUGAUGACAUUUGUAUAAAUGCUUUGUUUUGUAAUACAAGUUAAGAUUUUGGUUUCGGGCAUCUGAUGAUGAUUAGUUUGUUAUAGAAUGGAAUAUGGAGGGAGUCUGUUAGCAAGGAGCCCAGAAAUAGAAUGGAUCCGGGUCAGAUCCGAUGGGUGAGGGAGAGAAUUAGAAAGAGGGUAGAGAAUACAGAGAGAAUUGGGAAAGUGGAAACUGUCAUUAGCCAAAAACUGAAUAACCGCCGUCUAAAUUACACUUUUAUCUAAUUCUGAUUUCUACUGCCUUGUAAUUAAUUAGUUACUUUUGAGAUUUUACAGAAUUAUAGUCAUAAUUGGACUAUUG